Molecule: messenger RNA, 3072 nt
Organism: Babesia bovis T2Bo
Lineage: Eukaryota; Apicomplexa; Aconoidasida; Piroplasmida; Babesiidae
Product: Vps51/Vps67 family protein
Exons: 1
Coding region: 45-2951 (968 amino acids)
Source: RefSeq, a predicted model, not a curated record
GCAUAACUCUAAGGAAAAUACAAUACAUUGAAGGUUUUGGAAUAAUGGAAAAUGAAACUUCAGUAUCCGCAUUGCUGUCGGCGUACUAUGACAUUGGAGCUCCCAAUGAAGAAACGGCAACAUCUAGCCAAAAUAGUGCUAACAAUGCUGCUAAAGGCAUAGUGGAAGAGGAUUUUCUAAGUGAUGCUGCAUUUGGAAAUGCAGAUUGUAAUAUUGACACUUGUCUUAACUCAGCGCUGAAGAAAUAUUCCCUUAACGAACUGAAUGGACUUCUAAGAAGGUUGGAGCGAGAAGUCAGACAAUAUACAGCUGGUAAACAAAUACUAAUAUAUGAUAACUACGAGUGCCUGUUUACAGCACUAGACACCGUUCACGAAAUAAACUGCGAUUUGAAUGUCGUUCAAAAACGGUUGCAGGCUUUAAAAUCAUCGCAAAUCAAGGCAUCUACAAUUGAUGUGUCAUCUAAAUAUGGAUUUCGCCAGAAGCUACGUGGAAUUACAGAGAUCAAUCGUAUCUUGAACAUAUUCAAAGCAUUAUCAUGCAUUGUCACAUCUCUCAAGCAUGAAUCGCAACCACCUUUGGACAAAGAUAUUAUGCAGUAUUUAACAGUAAAGACUGAAACAAUCGCAAAGGUAUAUAGUAUACUUAAAGCUAUUACUUCGCGUGUGGGUAGCAAAAUAUCCAGGUUAAAUCUUUUCAACACCAUCGGUAAAGUUAAUGUACGUCUCAUAAUCCAAGUUGUAGAAGAAACAUAUAAAGCCGUCAAAAGGGAGUGCUUUACUAACGAUUCACUUUUGAAAAUAUGCAAUAAUCUAGCAACUGUCGGUUUAAACAUUACGCAAGUAUGGGAAUUAUAUUGGUCAAACAAAUCCUUUUCUACAAGCAAACAUAUUACUAGUCUCUAUAGUAAGGCAAUCGAUGCUAAUGCGAGCAUACAUAGUCUUUCUAGCGAGCUUGAAAUAUGUCUUGAUCAUAUAUUGGAGGCUGUAAAUUCAGACGGAUAUCAUUUACUGGCCAAACACAAGGAAGACUAUGAUGGAGUCAUAGCAAACGUGGACAUUGCUACAUACCAACCCCCAAGCAUAACUUGUCUAUUUUGUUGUGAUGAUGGAUGUGAUUUGACAAUCGUAGGAGAUAUACCCAUGUGGACUGAUUCGAGUACGAAGGAUACAGAAGCACAUAAAUCAAUCGGUCAUGUGGAUUCGAAUUUCUACAUAAAAACCACCAGUGAAAUGGAUUGUAGUUGUCAAAAAGGUCAUAUAUCGCAACAAUACGUUACCAUAUAUGUCCAAUUGGCGUUCGCAGCUUUUAAAGGUCGCAUUAUAGGCAAAAAUGCGAAACUAUCCUGCAAAGAAGUUGUCUAUCUACUUAACAACGCAUUAGAAAUGGUGAAAGGAAUUCCACAAGACAACGAAUGCUUAAUAAGGGUAAAGAAUAUAAGUUUUGGAUGGAUUUUAUCAAUAGUGCUCCUCUAUGUGCAGAAAUCAUUUCAUCCUAUGUACGAUGCAUUGGCAUCUACGUUGAUGUAUAACGCAGAGAAGUUGAAACAGAAAGGUGCUUUUUCAGAGAUACAUUGCAUGGUAGAAGAUCUGUUAAAAGAUGAAUUGACUUAUCUUAUAAGGUUUGUGGACGACCUGGAGAAUGUUAUGCAAACUGAGCUAAAACCAUUUUUUAUGUCACAUGUUGCAUACUGCAUUUUAUGUCUUAAAAAGGUAUUUAGCAUAGGGGCUAAUGUUUUAAUAUCGCUUUACGAGGAACACAACGAUUGUGAUGGAUGCAUGGACUCGAUUCUACAGAUGUUGGCUCUUCGAUCCCAUACUGAAUUUUCCCGAGAUAAUUUCAUUAACAACCAUAAUCCAAAAUCAAACCGUGAUGUGCAAACAAAUGAAAAUGAUGCGUUUAAUCUUGUUGGUGGUCCAGAUGAUGAUGCCGAUUUUGAUUCUAUUAGAAAGUCUAUUUCACUGGAGUAUUAUUUGAUGAAGGUCCUGAAAGCCAAAUUGGCCAAUCUACUAACUAGAGGAAACAGUUUACGGAAUCAGUUAACGUUGAUCGUGUCUAUAGUUUUGGGUUUUAACACUACAUUCGAUCGCAUAACAACCGUGGUAGAAAGUCGGCUUGGCUCAUCUGUCAGCAGCGUUAUUAAAAGUGGGAACGUUGUGUCAAAAGUUUCCCUUCCUUCGGAAUUCUACUUCUCGUUCAAAUUGGAAAUUGAAAAAAGUUCAUAUUUGGGGAAUUUGAUGGAUGGAUUUGAAGAGACACCCUAUGUUGACGCAUUGUUGAAAGAGGCAUCGGUUCACCUCAGCGCUAUCUCCCAUGAGAUAUACAAAUUUAACAAACUUCAAACCACUAAGGGUUUAUUUCCUUUAAUAUUUAAAGAUGGAGAUGCUCUGGCAAAGAAAUGUAAACUUAUUUCCACAAACACUUCAGUUUCUUUUUCGACGCCACAGAGUGUCUUGAGGAUACUUGUAUACGUCAUGAAAUCAUGCAUUAAGGAUGCCAAUAUGUUGGUUAGUUGCGCAAUGGAUGUUCUUGAAACGAGGUCGAGUGUGGACGAUGGCAUUCUUAACUCAUUUAUGGGUUUGUUAUAUGAGUUGAUUGAGUUCCUUAAUGUUGUAGCUGAUCCAGCACUUAGCACCGAGACUUCAUAUUCUCAUGUGGCUGAGGUCAAUCGAAAAUUGAAGAACAUUGUUGUGAAAAAUGAUAUAGGUGUACUCUGUAUACUUAAUGAUUUGAGUUUCGUCCCAACAAAGGAUAUUUGCCUGAAAAUGUUCGCUAUUCAUAUCGCUCAAAACAUUUCUAAAGUGCGAAAAAUGCACGUACUUAAUACAGAAAUCUUUAAGCAAUUUGUUUCACGCAUUGAAAAGCAGCUGCUAAUGGGCUUUAAAAACAGUGGAGAUGCAAAACAAAUGAGACAUGCUUUUGAUCAAAUCAUUGGUACUGCUGUGUUAUAAUUAUGUCAUAUAACAUCGGAAUUGAUGUGCAUUAUCAGUUACAAGACAUACACCAUAUUUUUUGUAAAAUAGUUCUCUUACGAAUGAACGUUGAUACACCGUAAUAUACAACUACAUUGGA